Molecule: messenger RNA, 1998 nt
Organism: Oldenlandia corymbosa var. corymbosa
Lineage: Eukaryota; Viridiplantae; Streptophyta; Magnoliopsida; Gentianales; Rubiaceae
Source: the annotation of a GenBank genome assembly
AUGGGGUGUGCUCAAGGCAGGCCUGCAUCAGGUUCACCACUUGAUUCGCUGGAGACGUUGAAGAUGGAAAACGGUUAUGUUAAAGGUGGAUAUGUUGCUGCAAGGAGAUCAACUGGACAGAGGCACUAUACUAGUAAUAAUGUUGGUCAGUAUGUUAGGCAAGAUACAAGGUUGGCAGGAGGUAAUACUGCUAGCAAUGGAAGGACAGGUGUUGGAAGCAGAGAAAACCUUGAAAAGACCAAGAUCACGGAAGGAGGUGUGAAAGUUAGUCUGGGUGUCAUUGAUGAUGAAGGUGGCAGACAUGUCCGGAGUGGGAAAUCGAGCAGUGGAAGUAGAGGAACUCAAGAAAAGAAAUCGAUAAAUGAGGAUAGAGAAAACUCAAGUGGAAAUCGUGGUGAUGGAAACAGUGCCCCUCGUAGGACUUCAGCUAAAACUGAUGGCAACGAUGGCGAGCUAGAAAACGGUUGGCCAAAAUGGCUGACCGAUAAUAUUCCUAGAGAAGCAUUGGCAGGUCUAACUCCAAGAAGUGCAGAAACCUAUGACAAGAUUGACAAGGUAGGGCAAGGGACAUAUAGCAAUGUGUAUAAAGCUCGAGACAAGUAUACAGGCAAGAUUGUUGCCUUAAAGAAAGUGCGGUUUGACACAUCUGAGCCUGAGAGUGUGAAGUUUAUGGCUCGGGAGAUCAGGAUACUUAGAAGACUGGAUCAUCCAAAUGUUUUGAAGCUAGAAGGUUUAGCAACUUCAAGGAUGCAGUACAGCCUUUACCUAGUAUUUGACUACAUGCAGUGUGAUUUAGCAAGUAUUAUCACACGGCCUGAUGCGAGGCUCACAGAACCACAGGUGAAAUGUUACAUGCAUCAACUACUUUCCGGCCUGCAACAUUGUCAUGAAAGAGGGAUUCUUCACAGAGACAUCAAGGGAUCCAAUUUACUAAUUGACAGAAAGGGGAUGCUACAAAUUGCAGAUUUUGGCCUAGCCAAUUACCACAACCCAGAGAAAAAGCGCCCACUCACUAAUCGUGUCGUGACGCUUUGGUAUAGAGCUCCAGAACUACUUCUAGGUUCAACAGAUUAUGGAGCAGCUAUUGAUCUCUGGAGUGCAGGAUGCCUUCUGGCUGAGAUGUUCAUAGGAAGGCCAAUUCUACCUGGUAGGACAGAGGUUGAGCAAAUUCACAAGAUAUUCAAGCUCUGUGGAACGCCUUCGGAAGAUUUCUGGAAGAAGGCAAAACUGGGAACAACUUUCAGGCCACCACAAUCCUAUAAGCCUAGACUUCGAGAAGCUUUUAGACAUUUUCCAGCCUCAUGUGUGGGUCUUCUAUCCACUCUUCUUGCCAUGGAUCCUACAAAUCGUGGUUCUGCAGCCUCAGCUCUUCAACAUGAGUUCUUCUAUACACAUCCCUUGCCUUGUGAUUUAUCCGGUCUACCAGUCAUCAGCAAAGCAGAAGAUGAAGCAGUUCCAAUUCCAAAAGCUGAAAGGAGAAAGCACAGAAGUUCCAAAAUGAGACAUCGUUCGCAGUCACAUAUCAUUCACAGGAACAUAGAUGUAGAUGCAGCAAAACUAGAACGAGAUCCAGGUGGCCCUGAGGAGGAACUGAAGACACCAAAGAGUGCAGAAACAAUGAUCCUAAGCCAAGGACCUGGAAGUAGUACAAGCACAUCUUCCAAUGGGAAGCAAGUCGUAAUAAGCACCUUAACUGAGGCAACAACAGAAAGAGAAAACAAGGACAGCCCACCAUUUAAAAUGGGAUCACCUGAUUUGGUUAACAGACAGAAUUCUUCAAGAACAGAAUCCCACCCUAAGGCCAACAAAAACAUCAAGAAUCGGCCUCCAUUACCCGAGGAUUCAAAAAGGUCAAGCUCUCGCCCCGGCAGACCUCACAACAGUAAUACCAAUGAUAAAAUUAACAAGCUGAAUGAUCAAGUCAAAAGGUCUGUUUCUAGCAGGGAGUAUCGGCAUGUGGAACGAAACAAGCUCCUGGAACUACAUACUGUUGACUGA